Penaeus chinensis is the source of this 2060-nucleotide messenger RNA. RefSeq names its product homeobox protein unc-4 homolog. NCBI's taxonomy places the organism in Eukaryota, Metazoa, Arthropoda, Malacostraca, Decapoda, Penaeidae. The record is from RefSeq and is a predicted model, not a curated record. The coding region runs from base 1 to 1266 and encodes 421 amino acids. Gene Ontology annotation, molecular function: sequence-specific double-stranded DNA binding; DNA-binding transcription factor activity, RNA polymerase II-specific. Gene Ontology annotation, biological process: regulation of DNA-templated transcription. The transcript is spliced from 3 exons.
AUGGGCGAGCCGCGGGGCCUGCGGGCGGGCGACCUGCACCUGCCGGGCCUCAGUUAUCUCCACCCCGUCCACGUGCUAUCCCAGCUGGCCCGCCCUGUGCCUCUCCCCAUGGGCGUGCCUCCCUUCACCCUGCCCCCCACGCCGCCCCUCCCUCACGCCCUCAAGAUGAUGGGCGGCAGCAUGGGCGCAAUGUACCCGUGGGGCCUCAACCUCCAUAAUCCCAUGCUGGGGUCGCUGCGGCCGGGGGGCCCUCAGGGGCGGGCCCCCCCCUCGCCGGAGCGGCACCACGACCGAUUGGACGAUGGUAAAGACUGCGAAGACGGAAGUCUCGACGGCGACGCGGCGGCGAAGCGGCGGCGCUCGCGCACCAACUUCAACUCGUGGCAGCUGGAGGAGCUCGAGCGCGCGUUCGAGGCGUCGCACUACCCCGACGUGUUCAUGCGCGAGGCGCUGGCCAUGCGCCUCGGCCUCACGGAGAGCAGGGUCGCCGUGUGGUUCCAGAACCGGCGCGCGAAGUGGCGCAAGAAGGAGCACACGCGGAAGGGCCCGGGCCGCCCCGCCCACAACGCCCACCCGCAGACGUGCUCGGGCGAGCCCAUCCCGCCCGAGGAGCUGGAGCGCCGCGAGCGCCUCCGCCGCGAGAAGAAGCUGCUCAAGCAGCUGGAGCGGCAGCAGCGCAAGCUGGCGCUCAAGGGCGUGCACGUCAGCCUCGAGCAGCUGCGCCGCGAGUACGAGACGCAGCACAAGCCGGAGUCCGACGCGGGCGCGGAGGGCGAGGCGGGCGGCCGCGAGCCGCGAGCGAUGCAGCCGCGUGAGACCUCCGUCAAGAGAGCCGCCUUCUCCAUCGAGAGCAUCCUGGCGCCGUCGCGCCCCGAGGACCGCGGACCGCCCUCGCCGGGCACGCUGCUCCGCGGGGCGCCCACGCCUCCGCCCACGCCCCAGGACGGCGCCGCGCACCCCCUGCACCUUCAGGCCGCCAAGCGGGAGGUGCAGGACCUGCACCCCCCCGCGUGCGGCCUGCCCGAGGACCCCCCCGGCGGCGAGGCCCUCCGCCACCCCUUCGGCGCGCCCGACGCCUCCAGCAGAGAGGACCAGCUGGCCAGCUGCCUGGACCAGCUGAGCCCGCUCGGCUCCCUCAGCCCUCCGAUCCAGCUGGCCGCCCUCUCGGCCGUGGGCGCCCGGGAGGAGCAGCUGGAGGGCGGGCCGGGCGCCAGCUGCCAGCCCGAGGACCUGACGGGCGACAGAAGCCCCGGCGGGGAGUGCUGAUGCCCCGUCUGCCCCUAGGCGCCCCUCGCCGGCCGUUACUCCAUGAAUCAAAGGACACGUGAUACCUGUCGUUUGCACUCGGCGUGUGCAGCGCCCGGAGGCCGCGGCCCCGCUCGGCGCAGGAGCAGCGCCCAAGUGACCAACUAAUCUGUGUUUCCGGUGAUCAGCAGUGCAUCCUGACCCCCCCCCCCCCCCCUCUUUGUCCAAGACAAAGGACGACAAAAAAUAAAAAAAUAAAGAUAAGAAAUUAUUUUCGAUGAAUACAGGGACUCGAAACCCUCCCCUCCCCCCCCCCUAUACCCACCUACCCCGCCCCCCCUCCCAAUCACCCCGAAACCACUCGUAUAGUCGACAGAAAAGGGUCUCGAACCGAAUCAGUCCCAGUGAAGCUCCAUGUCCCCUCCUCAUUCCUUCGUACCUAUUUUUUUUUUCCUCAUCUCAUCUUCCUCAUCUUCCUCAUCUUCCUCAUUGUCCCAAAAACUGACCCCAAAAUACGGAGAACACAUUAACGCACAUUUGUUUUCGUUGAUAUAUCGUACCGUAACAUAUCUCUUCUACACAUAUUUAUUUACAGUGUGAUAUUCAGUUCGUCUAAAUACGACACUGAGACGCUGUAAAUGAAACUUAAACAUAUCCAAUUGUGAUGGAAUCGCCUAAAAAGAAUAUAUAAAACAGAUAAAAAAAAAUGUUAGUUUAAUAUUAAAAAUGCAGUAACACAUUAACGAUUAAGAAAACAAGAACAUGCUACACCUCAGACUUAAAGACAUAUAUAAAAAAAUAAAAACCGCAUCUAU